Messenger RNA from Hansenula anomala, 1446 nucleotides. It is a transcript of the gene RRN11, whose product is annotated as Rrn11p. The record is from RefSeq and is a predicted model, not a curated record. Gene Ontology annotation, molecular function: TBP-class protein binding; RNA polymerase I core promoter sequence-specific DNA binding; RNA polymerase I general transcription initiation factor activity. The transcript has a single exon. Gene Ontology annotation, cellular component: RNA polymerase I core factor complex. Bases 1 to 1446 code for a protein of 481 amino acids. Lineage: Eukaryota; Fungi; Ascomycota; Saccharomycetes; Phaffomycetales; Wickerhamomycetaceae. Gene Ontology annotation, biological process: transcription initiation at RNA polymerase I promoter; nucleolar large rRNA transcription by RNA polymerase I.
AUGUUUGAGAACAAGGUAUUGACGUCGAAGAAGUCUGCUGUGAAGAAAGAGCAGUUGAGAUUGUUGAAAAACUAUUCAAAGCUGCAAGAGAGAAAGAAAAGAGCACUAGUGGAAGCUGAUCCUUCAUGUAAUCAAUAUUAUGAGGAUUCUGUGGAUUUGAAAAGAAUAAGGAAUUUUGCUCCUGAAGACACUUAUGAAAUAUGGAUACAAGAACCUCACUUGAAUAAGAAUUUCAGAAGAUUUAAAGGUGGGAAGAAUAAGAAGCUGAAUAAAAAGACUAAAAAUGAACAGGAGUUUGAACAACAACAAGAAGAAUUAGAAGAGGAGGAGACUGAUAGUGAAGAUGAAGAACUCGAAGAUGUAAAUGAAAGUGACAGAGUGACAAGAGCAAAGGCCCAUUACAUCAUUCAAAAAAAUGGUCUUGAAAUUCUACCACACAUAAACUCAGAUCAUGGGCUAGAUAACUCAUCGACAUCUUUCCCCCUUUACAACAAUGUAUCAUACACCAAAAAACAUACAAUGGUUGUUUCAAAAUUACUACAUCUGAACAUACUGAGGAAGAAUUGGCAAGUUGCUUAUAGAUGUUUCAGUUUGCUUAUAAGGCUUCAUCAUGUGGACAUAAGAGCAAUAUGGGCAUUAGGUAUUGAAAUACUCACCAGACUAGCCGAAGAAAAGUUUUUGAAAACGCAGCCCGAAGGAUCUGUUGAUGAAUAUAAACUAAGGACAAACUUUCAUAAUACUGAAAUUUCAUCACAACUUGAAUUAUUCAAAGAUGAACAAUUUAUUGCUUGGUUACAAACAUUUUAUCCUAUAAAUUGGGUGCUGAAUCCCAAUACAAAUUAUGUUCAGUUACCUUAUAGAGUUGGAACAAGGGAUACACCACCAGUUUAUAUGGUGAAUCUAAUAUGGACUUUGAUUAUGAAGCAGAAUUUUAAAAAAGUUAAUGAAAAAUUAUCAGAACUAUUGUUACAAGCACCUUAUCUUGAUGAUGGGAUUUAUUACUUCUUACAGGGGUUUUCAUAUCAAUUGGAAGCUUCGAAUCUGAGCAAGCUACAAACAGUUGAUAGUCAACAGGUAGAAAAAUUAAUGUCUGAUGCUAAGAAAUUUUAUCAAGAUGCUAAAGAACGCGAUGCUGUCUUCCCUGAAGAAUUAAUUAAUAAUGAUUUGACUUUAAUUGAAAAAAGGGUUGCAAAUAAUGUUAAACUACAAACUAGUGAUGAAGAAGGAGAGACCAAAGAUUCAACCUUAUCUAGCGCAGAAGAAGAAGCUGGAGAUUUCACCAAGAUUGAAGAUGAAAAAGAUUUACCAAAUGAUUUUAAUACACUUGAAAGAGAAAGAAAUCCAGAUAGUGAACAAGAAGAUGACGAUGAAGAUGAUUAUCGAAAUUCAAAUUCAUUUAGUAACAAGUUUGAUAAUGAUGAUUUAGCUAAUGAUAGUGAUGAUUAA